AAGGGAAAAAAUAACCAUGCAGCACAUUUACCACGAAGGCAGGAGAAAUACACUGGUUUUUCUUGUGUACUUAACUUUCUUGGCUUCGAUAGCAGAAGCUUCCAUUACCCUGACAGUUCAUCCUUCCAGUGAUGUGGAGGUUAAUCAGUUGGUGACAAUACAGUGUUCCUUCUCACAAGCAGAAAUUGUUGCCUUGUUCCAUUCUACUUUAAAUCCCUCAGUAGCUUUCUGUACCCUGGAACAAUCCGGAGGAGUGUGUAAACAGGGUGAUUGUGCUAGACAAUACACUACAGCGUGUCCUAACUCUAAAACGUAUAGUGUACAGUACCCUGUCCCAUUGAGCUGGAAUGGAGAAAGUGUUUACUGUAGAGGGCUUUUUAGAGACGAAAGAAGCAAUAAUGAAACCUUCAAUAUUAUUGGUAAGUAAUUAACUUUUUACCACAAUUGAAAUGAGUGUAUUCUCUAAAUGCAAAUUUUUAAAAAUUUUGUAUUUUGCAUUUGUAUUAUGUAUUAUACUGUAAACAGUCAUGUAAUAGCUCUGGCCUAAUUUAAAAUAUCCAUUUUCUUAUUGCAAACGUAGCACUCAUAUCUGUCAGUUUAAUCAAAAAUGGAUAUUCUAGUACCCCAGUAUUUAUCCAUCUACUAAGGACAAGAAAUCACCAAAAAAUUGUAGUAAACAUUUUUAUUAAAUCA
Saccostrea cuccullata (small rock oyster) is the source of this 693-nucleotide messenger RNA. RefSeq lists its product as uncharacterized. Lineage: Eukaryota; Metazoa; Mollusca; Bivalvia; Ostreida; Ostreidae. The coding region runs from base 17 to 427 and encodes 136 amino acids. The record is from RefSeq and is a predicted model, not a curated record. The transcript has 2 exons.